Molecule: messenger RNA, 4899 nt
Organism: Pocillopora meandrina
Lineage: Eukaryota; Metazoa; Cnidaria; Anthozoa; Scleractinia; Pocilloporidae
Source: the annotation of a GenBank genome assembly
CCAGACUGUGUGGAAGAGGCUGUGAAUUAUAUUUACACCAAACGAGCGAAUGAUUUUUUGCACUUUACAGGGGUAAAAGUCUACGUCUGCAGUGAACCCCAACAUGUUGGUUCCUCUCUAUUAUUUAGAGGAGGAAUACUGCAUACAAUUUUGGUAAAAAUUGGUUGUUCUUGGAAGUUAACCAUAGGAAUUCGUCCUGCGAACAACAGUGAGCCUAGAUGUUAUAUAUUAGAUGGCUAAUUUUCAUAAACCUGGCCGGGAGGUGAUUUGAAGUGAAAUUGCUGAAGACUGAUGAUUUUUCCUCUCGGAAUAAUGAGGACGUCAAACGCUCUCGUAUGCGCAGGAUUUUUAAAGAGAGGGGCGAUUUUUGCUGUUUGCCUAUUCGUGUUUUGCGAAUGGUUUAUCUACUACAUGGUGAUACUUCAAUGUUCGUGGCCGGUAUUUACUAUCGAGGAACAUGCAAAGUCCUCCGAACCUCUCAGGACCAUGUUACUGACCGAUACACACUUGCUAGGGUCGAAAGAUGGCCAUUGGUUUGACAAACUGCGGAGAGAAUGGCAAAUGGAAAGAGCUUUUCAAACAGCUGUGUCCUAUUUCAAACCAGAUGUCAUCUUUUUACUUGGGGAUCUGUUCGAUGAGGGUAUGAAAUGUAGUGAUGAGGUAGGGCUGCCUAGAUAGGUGCAGAGGAUUUCUCUGUAUGAUUUUUUUUAAUGCAAAAUAUUUAUUUUAAAGCGUAAAAGUCCUGUAAAAAACCUACACGAGCAGGCAAAAGCGUUGACUGGUACACAAACACAUGAGCUGGUGACAGAUGUGCAGUUGAAAGAGUUACUUGUCUCCAUUUAGAUUAAAACAUUUCAGCUUUCUAGAACUCACCAACAUCGUGGUCUCAUUAUUUUAUAAAUAAGAAAUUUGUAAUUUAACUCAGAAAUAUAGAUCUGAUGAGUAGUAAUCUGGGUCCUAUCAGAAAAACCACUCCUUUGUUAUUCCCUCAAGUUUUUGCUGUUGAAUUUCCAAACCUUUUCAAAUAUUUAUCUUGAAUGUAAAGAAGUAGCUUAUUUUGUGACUGGUGAGGCUUAAAACUUUAGCAAGACAGGUCUGUAGAAUGUUCAUGUUUGGAAUUGUUGUGGAGAUCAGGCACAGAUACUCUGGACAGACAUCAAUGUUUGCACCAAGGUAGGAAUUGCCAGGUGAGAUCUCAGAAACCAGGCCUAUCAGGUUUACCUUGUUCACAGAAAGAGGCACUAAAAUAAAACACAGCUCAAUGACUUGAAGUUUGUGAAGGAAUAUGGGAUAGUUUUCACACAUACCAGUAGCCACCAGUAAAUUAAAUUAAUGAAACAGAAUAUUUCACUGUAAAACAGGAAUGGAAUAAGUACAUCCAGCGUUUUUACAAGAUGUUUCGUCAUUCAACUCAUACCAAAUUUUAUGUUGUGGUGGGGAAUCAUGACAUUGGAUUUCACUAUGAGUAAGUGUAGAAGAAUAUAUUCAUAAACUUUAUUUUAAUGCCCUUUAGGCACAGAUUCACCAUGUUAUAAGUUAUUUAACAAACAUUCCAUGAGUGCAUGUUGGGUAUGAGUUGACUAUAACCAAAACUUGUAUCCAACAAGCACAAAUGGAAUAAUUGUUUCAUUAAAUUUCAUGAAAUCCUGAAUGUUUGGAUGUUUGGAGCUUUUGUCAGCUCUGUUACAGUUGGUGCAAUGCAUUUAAGGUGACUCAGAAUAUGACUUUAUAACAGGAGUUGAGUGAACCAACAGAACACUAGAAAUGUUAUAUUCGGGAUUGAAAUUGUCAAUAUUGUGUUAAUAUUGUAAGGAAAAAUUCUGUCUUGAUAGCUCAUGGGAGUUUAAAGUUAAGGAGUGUGCUUGUUGAGGUUUUUACUUGACAUUUUUUUUUGCGUUUGUCUGUAAAGGGCAUCUGGUGAUCAGCAUCUCUUUCAACGAUUUUCAGCUGAGUUUGACUCUCCCUCAGUAAAACUUCUGAACAUUAGAGGAAACUUGUAAGUACUGUUGUUGUCUUUUUUUGUUUUUUUAGCCUUAAGUAAACUUCACAGUCCAUUAGAAAUCUACUUUUCCAUGAUAGUACUUGUUUCAGGGGUUUCAUGAAAAGUCAGUUACUAGCAGUGUGCUGUGGCCUAUAAGACCUCUUACUGUCAUCUGUUUAAUCUCUAACCUGGGUUUCCCCUUACAGUCCCUUUCCAGUCACAGCUGCCUAUAAUCUCAUCAGCAGCUGCAUGUGGAAAAAAUUAACUGUCAUUGAAAACCCUGUUUGUUUGCUUUUAAACUUUCUACUUUGGAGACUUCCCCUCAAAUAGGUAUUUUCCCAAAAUGAUAAACCUUGGGGAAGGUAAUGAAUAUUUUUUUGAUGCUGUGUAGUUUCACAUUCUAAUUGUUUUAUUGCAUUUAAUGCAGUUAAAUGCAAUUUAACAGAGUUAACAACAAAGAGCAUCAGCAUUCUCUUGUAGUCAAAAGUUUUUGCACAUGUGCAUACAUCAGAUUUCCAUGUGCCCUUUGGUUGAGGCAUUCUUGUAUGUGAUUCAAGCAUGAACUUGCAGCAUCGUGAGGGGUAGCAGCUCAUUGUCCGGGCAGUUUUCCCCACCCCUUCCCUCCUUCCCUUUCCUGUGUGGGGGCUCAUGGCUGGGUUGCCAGGAUUUGUCAGCCAUAGGAGAAGUCUCCAUCUAGGAGCUGGCUGCCAAUAGUGGAAGCUCCUGGAUGUUUCAGGCACCCAACUUAGUGAUGCAGUUGUUAAUUAUUAAUUUUCACUGUAGGUUUGUCCUAGUGAACUCCAUAGCUCUGCAAGGUGAUGAAUGUUCCAUGUGUUCCGAGGCUAUGACUCAACUAAUGAAUGUGGCUAACAAACUGAACUGUCACAGAGAGAGGUCUAGUAAAAAAGUUUACGAAGAUGUGAUCAAAAAAGAGAAGAAAACAUGUGAUCUACCCAAGGAUUCUCCAGCCCCUAUACUUAUUCAGGUAUUAGACAUUUUUAGUACCUCAAGUUGUUGUGAUGAUAUCUUAAGGCAUUAUGUUUUUACUAGUUAAAUCGAGGAGGUCCAUGCCUUUGGUAAAAUAGUGAGAUAACAUGUGCAUUUAUCCAUGGUAAAAGCAAAAUACAUUCCAUUUAUUACCAUCACAGAGUAAUGAAGUGACACAAUGGCCUCUGGUGUACCACUCUCAAAAGCUUUCUAGCAAACUUUCAGAGUGACUCAGAGAACUAUGUGUUGGUUAUUUUGAUGUCAAAUAUCUUUAUGGUGAUUAAUGAAGCUACACACUUUACCUCUGGCAUUUUCAUUUCAGUUGUUAGGGACACUGACUAAUGUUGGAGUAGCAUUAGUUCAAUCUUCUUCAAAAUCUGAAUAAUUUUAAGGCUUUCUUUUUCCAUAACUCUCUCAAUUGAAAGUUGUGUUUAAAUCAACUUGAUGCAUAUCAUUCACUCACCAAGUAUUAUUCAUUUUCCAAAUUUGGGAUAAAAUUCCUUUCUUUGCAGAGCAAGAAUGACUCACUGAAAUUUUCUUCCUCCAUGACUUAAUCCGCUUUUUAGGUCUUACUUACUGAAAAUUUUAGUCCCUAGCGUCAGUUUACUUAUUCUUCGUGCUAUUCUUUCUGCAUUUCCUGUGGUACUGAUCAGGAGAAUUAAUCUAACAAUUAAGAGCUUGACUAGGCGGUGAUCAUUUCCUUUAUUGAAUUUUUGGUUCAACUGUCAUAAGGUAGGAAGAAAUUAGAUGCUUAUCACUCUUAGGGGGUCAAAGGCCUUACCACAGUUCAGCUGUGAUGAUAGAUUUGACACAGCUGACAUUGUCAUAAAUAUAUCUCUUUUGCAGCAUUUUCCGUUGUACCGUAGAAAUGAAGUGAGAUGUACAGGAGUUGAUGCCCCUCCUGACGAAGAAAAGCGCUCCAAAAACAGAGAGAAAUGGGAAGUGGUUUCCAAGGAGAUGUCUCAAAAGCUUUUGUCAUUACUACGUCCACGCCUAGUACUGAGUGGCCACACCCAUCAUGGCUGCUAUCUGUUGCACGAUGAUGGUACCCCUGAAAUGACGAUUCCUUCGUUCAGCUGGAGGAAUAGAAAUAAUCCUAGUUUUGUUUUGGUAAGUUUAUCAGAUAGAAUAGCUGUGAAUUAAGUGUUAAGAGGAUUCCAGGGUUGUGUUGGUUCUGCUUCAAUACGCCGGGAUGUGAUUGUUGUUAAUAACUAGCGUCACCCUCUCAACUCAUUAGAAAAGCUACAACAACGACCUUCCGAUUAGUACUUCGGAUGCUCUACCGAGUGUUCCCGAUAAGAGUCGAACCUAUGACCUUCCGAUUAGUAUUUCGGAUGCUCUACCGAGUGUUCCCGAUAAGAAUCGAACCUAAGACCUUCCGAUUAGUACUUCGGAUGCUCUACCACUGAGCUAAAGAUGACUCGUAAUGUCCAUUCUUCUCAUUCUUUUUGCCGCUCUAUUUAAUAUUCCUUGCCACAAUUAUUUUCCUCCAAGGUGUGUCCGUGGAGAAUUUUAGGCAACAGAAGCUUCAAAGAGUUAACUUUGGUGUUUAUUUUCCUUUUUUAGAGCGUCAUUUCCCCGGAAAAGUUCGCUCUGUCAAAAUGUUUUAUUCCUCGGGAGAGCACGGUAAUUGCAGUGUAUAUCAUUGGAGGAAUCAUGUUUGUUGUAAUGAACUUUGGACUUACAUAUACAUCCCUUAGAACUCGUAGAAAAUUCAACUCUUGUGUUAGAUGACACAGGGUCUAUUAAUGCAAAAUGUCUGUGGUUUAUUUUUCCUGUCCUGAACAAAGAUAUGUUGCAAAUGAAUUGUAAAUGAAUUUCAGUGAGUCCUAAAUUUAUAGUAAAUACAUAAGAAAAUUGUCUCGAGACCAUUUUAAGCUAUGGAAGGGGAAACGAAAUAAAACUGCGAUAGAAUUACGUGUUUGCUGGAC